AUGGCCCCCGUUGCUGCUCGUGGUCGCAAGGCCCAGAAGGUCACCAAGAAGUACAUCAUCAACGCUUCGCAGCCCGCGAGCGACAAGAUCUUCGAUGUCUCUGCCUUCGAGAAGUUCCUCCACGACCGCAUCAAGGUUGAGGGCCGUGUUGGCAACCUCGGUGACAACGUCGUCAUCUCCCAGGUUGGUGAGGGCAAGAUCGAGGUUGUCACUCACAUCCCCUUCUCUGGUCGCUACCUCAAGUACCUGACCAAGAAGUACCUCAAGAAGCAGCAGCUCCGUGACUGGCUGCGCGUUGUCUCCACCUCCAAGGGUGUCUACGAGCUCCGCUUCUACAACGUCGUCAACGAUGAGGGCGAGGAGGAGGAGGAGUAA
This is a messenger RNA of Aspergillus viridinutans, 375 nucleotides long. Its product is annotated as 60S ribosomal protein eL22. Gene Ontology annotation, cellular component: ribosome. Gene Ontology annotation, biological process: cytoplasmic translation. NCBI's taxonomy places the organism in Eukaryota, Fungi, Ascomycota, Eurotiomycetes, Eurotiales, Aspergillaceae. The transcript is spliced from 4 exons. The coding region runs from base 1 to 375 and encodes 124 amino acids. The record is from RefSeq and is a predicted model, not a curated record. Gene Ontology annotation, molecular function: RNA binding; structural constituent of ribosome.